Molecule: messenger RNA, 177 nt
Organism: Blumeria graminis f. sp. triticale
Lineage: Eukaryota; Fungi; Ascomycota; Leotiomycetes; Helotiales; Erysiphaceae
Source: the annotation of a GenBank genome assembly
AUGCCACAGCAGGAGGAUGACGAGGAUGACGGGGAUGAAGAGGCAGCUGAGACACAUGCUAUGAUUAAUCAAGCACUUAAUGUCCUCAAUCGCCUGCUCAGCUUCAAGAAGCAUGAGAAAGAUGCCAACUCCAUGGAGCUCACGUUACUCAUGCACAUAGAAAGAAGCCUCCAGUAG